Molecule: messenger RNA, 1635 nt
Organism: Salvelinus sp. IW2-2015
Lineage: Eukaryota; Metazoa; Chordata; Actinopteri; Salmoniformes; Salmonidae
Product: histone-lysine N-methyltransferase 2B
Molecular function (GO): DNA binding; zinc ion binding
Source: RefSeq, a predicted model, not a curated record
UGUUAUAUUUGGUAACACUUGCUUAUUUUCCACCGACUCCAACCGCAUUCGAUGCAUGGAACGUAUGUGGGUGGAGCAAUGUGUACAUAAAAGUGAAAAUUAUAAACACUUACAAAAGCUCCGGACGAAGGCCGAUACGUAAAUCAAAAAUAAAGAGCAGUGAUACUAGCAGCAGUGUGUGGGUUUCUUGUUUGUUCUCAUCUAGGCUUAGUUAUAGUAAAACACGUCAAUUAUGGUCAUUUUGCCAUUUCCUUGCAAAAGUGAUAUUUUGGUAGGCUAUUUUAGUCGUAAAUCUAGCUCUUUUUGCCCUAGCUUUUCAACAAUCGUGAUGUAGAGUCACGUCAUCUCAAGGGAGAAGUUCGGUAUGAAAUGCACUCCCUUCUAGGUGUGCUGGGUGGUACCACCUUCUGGUUUCGUAUAGAAACAAGCACCAUAUUUGGCAACAAUCUUGUACCCGGGACCAAUCUGUGAGUUAAUUUGACCAUUGGAAAAGGAGCUACUGCAUAAAUACUGCAAUACGGGUUGAAUCGAAUCUUUGUUUUCAAGGUGAUGAGUGCACUUUUCUUCCGAACACAAUACCGCAAUAAAUAUCCCCAGCAGCUCACUUUCCUCAAAUCUGAAGAGGAUGUUCCCACCGAGCAGCAGGACUGUGAGCAAGAGUGGCGAGUCAGGCUGAUUCAUGAGGGCCCAGAGCCCAGACUGAUUAAAGAGGAACUGCUUACCAGUCAGGAGGAAGAGCAGCUUCUAGGGCUCUUGGAUACCAAAGACUCCAUAUUCACUUCUCCCUGUGUGGAAAGUGACUGUGAUCAGGAGAACCCAUCUCAGCCCUCACAUAUUUACCAAACCCAAACUGUGGAGGACAGAGAGAGGGACUCUCUACUCACCUACACAACUGAAGAGAUAAAAACAGAACCUGAUGUAGAGGACUACAGAGUAUCAGAACCAGCCAGUGACUCUCAGCCCCUCUCUGCAGUAACUCCAAACUGUUCUGCAGCUCAGAGUGAAAACAAGAAAAGUGAUGAUGAGGUGGAGAGUGGAGGACUACAAUCAGGGUCUAAGACACUCGAAUCAAAGAGAAAACAGACAAAGAAAGGAGAAAGGUUCCAUACCAGUGCUGGAGGCAGGAGGGGUAAAUCCAAGAAGCGUUCGAUCCGUAUGUGUGGGAAGUGUGAGCCAUGCAGGAGGACUGAGGAAUGUGCUCAGUGUGAUUUCUGUAAAGACAUGAAGAAGUUUGGAGGAUCCAAUAAGAUCAGACAGAAGUGCAGACUCAGGCAGUGUGACGUCCAUGCUCCGGAAAUGCUGCGUGUGAAGGAUGAGGAGGGCAGGCGGAUCCUGAGGAGAGGAGGACAUCCAUCUGACGACAGUGAGAAUGAGAUGGAGUGUGAUGGGUGUGCAGCUUCAUCACACUCCGUCACUAUAAAAAUGCACUGAACUAACAGGCAUGGUUGUUGAUGACUCUGAUGUUUAGAUGAACAGAAUGAAAUAGUCUCUAUAAUGCACAGCGCUUAACUCAGACAGCUGUUUGUAGCUGCUGGGAAAGUAUUUCAAAGCCUAAACUUGAUCACUCAGGAUGGAACUUUCCAGUGCUACUGUUUUUGCCAUGUAAUAUUUUAUUAAAAGAAAAACAGACAAACA